Macadamia integrifolia is the source of this 849-nucleotide messenger RNA. RefSeq lists its product as uncharacterized. The coding region runs from base 313 to 834 and encodes 173 amino acids. Lineage: Eukaryota; Viridiplantae; Streptophyta; Magnoliopsida; Proteales; Proteaceae. The transcript is spliced from 4 exons. The record is from RefSeq and is a predicted model, not a curated record.
UCUAAGUUUUACCUUUGCAGGAGAGGGGAAGAACACUCAUUUGUUCUAAAACCAAAACCUGUGUGGAAGAAUCAAAAAGUUCAUGGUGAAAAAAUUUCACAGUCGUCUCAUAGACAGGCUGGAAGUGCAGCCCCCAAUACACAUCUGCCCUCUAAGGUUGUUGAAGGAAGAAGGAUUAGUUCAAGUGCUGAUCAGUAUGCAGUUUUGGUAUCUUGUCGGUGCAACUACUCUGCAUCAAGGCUAUUUUUCAGGCAGCACACCAGUUGGCGACCCCGUCUGACAAGGGAUCUCAUAAUCUCCGUUGCUUCUGAAAUGUCAGAAAAAAGAUGUGGACCUAAUGGAGGGGUUGAUCAGCUUCCGGUUCAGGUGUUGACUCUUCAGGCUUCAAAUUUAACAUUGGAAGAUCUAACAUUGACAGUUCUUGCCCCAGCAUCAUUUACUUCUCCCCCUACUGUUGUCUCCUUGAAUUCUUCGCCCUCGUUUCCAAUGAGUCCAUUUGUUGGUCUUUCGGAGGUUGGAGGAAGAGGUAGUAGUGGUGUGCAGAGGCUGAACUCAACUCCUGUUGUAUCAGAGAAUAAAAAAGAGAGUGCUGGUACUGGUACAAGAUCUGUUUCUUUUGAUGAGAAGAGCAUAGGUGAUUUCAUUCCAAGUACAGUGUUGGGUUGUACGCAUUUAUGGUUGCAGAGCAGGGUUCCUUUAGGAUGUGUUCCUUCUCAAUCCACUACUACCGUCAAACUUGAGUUGCUCCCAUUGACGGAUGGGAUAAUUACACUUGAUACUUUACAGAUUGACGUUAAAGAGAAAGGUAUCAUCUACAUUUUCCCUAAAUUUUGACUGUAUACUAUCUAU